AUGGCCCCAACAUUUGACGUGGCAGCUGCCCGCGCCCAGUUUCCAGCUCUGCAGCAGGAGCAGGUCUUCAUGGACAAUGCAGGAGGGAGUCAGGUUCUGCGAAGCGUGGCAGAUUCUAUCCGCUCCUACUUGUUGAACACUAACGUCCAGCUCGGUGCCACGUAUAAGGUCUCCCAAGCUUCAACCACGGCAUACGCAGAGGCAUACAAGGUUGCUGCUGGUUUUAUCAAUGCUCGACCGGAGGAGAUCAGUAUUGGUGUUUCGACCACCCAGCUCCUGCACAAUCUCUCCACGGCCCUCAAGCUCCAGGCUGGUGAUGAGUUGAUCCUAUCCAAGCUGAACCACGAAGCAAACACGGCUCCCUGGGUGCGGGUUGCAGAGCGUCUGGGCUUGACGAUCAAGUGGUGGACUGCUUUGGACCCCAAGAACCCCGUCUGCGAUGAGGCUCAGCUAAAUGCUUUGCUCUCGAAUAAGACAAGACUAGUCACUUGUCCCCAUGCUUCGAACAUCACUGGAACCAUCAGUCCGAUCCGUGAAAUUGCAGAUGCCGUUCAUGCGUAUCCUAGGGCACUACUCUGUGUGGACGGAGUGGCCUUCGCACCACACCGACAGGUUGACGUGCAAGCUCUCGGAGUCGACUUCUACGCCUUCUCCUGGUACAAAGUCUACGGCCCACAUCUGGCGCAGCUAUACGCCUCGCAGCGCAUUCACGACCAGGUUCAGUCACUUGCCCACUUUUUCAAACCCACCAACACACUAGACCUGAAGCUCAACCUGGCAUCAGCCAACUACGAGCUUAUCCAGAGCAUUCCGGCCGUGGUGGAGUACUUUGGCGCCGAGCCCGACAAAACCUGGAGCGAGAUGGCGGCCCACGAGGAGCGGCUGCAGGAGAUUCUACUGGACUUCUUGACUGCAAAUGACCGCAUCGCCAUCAUUGGCGAGCCCUCGUCCAUCAAAGAUCUGCGCGUGCCAGUCAUUAGCUUCACGGUUCGUGGCGUCGGUAGUCAGCAGCUAGUUGAAGCGGUCGAGAGCCGGUCUGCCUACGGGUUCCGCAGUGGCCACAUGUACAGUCACCGGUUGCUAGCGGAAGUCUGCGGCUUGGCAGAUGUGGAGGAUGGUGUGGUGCGGGUUAGCUUCCUGCACUAUAACACUGAGGCCGAGGUUGAGGGGCUGGUGAAGGUGCUGGGCGAGGUGCUUGAUUCGCUGUAG
Molecule: messenger RNA, 1209 nt
Organism: Penicillium cinerascens
Lineage: Eukaryota; Fungi; Ascomycota; Eurotiomycetes; Eurotiales; Aspergillaceae
Product: putative aminotransferase
Exons: 7
Coding region: 1-1209 (402 amino acids)
Source: RefSeq, a predicted model, not a curated record